This is a messenger RNA of Naegleria lovaniensis, 891 nucleotides long. RefSeq lists its product as uncharacterized. Gene Ontology annotation, cellular component: cytoplasm. Lineage: Eukaryota; Heterolobosea; Eutetramitea; Acrasida; Naegleriidae. The transcript has 4 exons. Gene Ontology annotation, molecular function: methyltransferase activity. Gene Ontology annotation, biological process: N-terminal protein amino acid methylation. The record is from RefSeq and is a predicted model, not a curated record. The coding region runs from base 1 to 891 and encodes 296 amino acids.
AUGGCUCCAACAAGAAGUAACGCAUCAUCUUCCUCGGAGGUGAAACCACAAAAUUCAUCUGUGGAUGUCGUCGCUUCAUCACCUUCCACUCCGAUAGUACUGGAUUAUGCUGGUCUGAAAGAGAGAGGAAUUACUUCGGGCUAUACACGACGAUUUGCAUCAUUAAAAGAAUUUUGGGAUAUUGCAGAAGCAGAUUUCUAUAAAAAAGCAACAGAAUAUUGGAAAGAGAAAGUUACUAAUGACAUUGAUGGAAUGCUGGGAGGAUUUACUCAUGUCCAUGAGAGAGACGUGAAGGAAAGCUCUUCGUUUCUAAAGAAAGUGUUGCAAGAUGUUACACCAUCAAGAGAAGGGGAGAAACCAUUUUUAUAUUGUUUGGAAUGUGGAAGUGGAAAUGGUCGCGUCACAAAAAAUUUAUUGUCACAAUAUUUCGACUACAUCGAUUGUGAAGAUGUCAAUGAAGAGUUUUUGAUAAAAGCCAAAGAAGAGUGUGCAAAAGUUAAAGAAACAUUUGCUGUGGGUCUUCAAAAUUUGCAUACCGUUUUCAAGGACGCAAGGAAGCCAAAAUAUCAUUGUGUUUGGAUUCAAUGGUGCAGCUGUUUUCUCACAGAUCGAGAUUUUAUUAAACUUAUUGAGCUAUGUUAUGAUUUACUUUACGAUGGAGGAAUUUUGUGUUUUAAGGAAAAUAUUGCUACUGACUGUUUUGUGGUGGAUGAGGACGAUGGUUCUCUUACUAGGAGUAAUGAUCAUUAUUGCUACUUAUUCUCUAAAGUUGAGUCAAAAUUUACCUUAAUUGAAAAUGUCAAGCAAAAAAAUUGGGAAAAGGGCCUUUUUGCUCUUCGAAUGUAUUGCUUGAAGAAAAGUAAUCGAGAAGAACAUUCACACCAACAAUAA